Messenger RNA from Vigna angularis (adzuki bean), 902 nucleotides. RefSeq lists its product as uncharacterized. The record is from RefSeq and is a predicted model, not a curated record. NCBI's taxonomy places the organism in Eukaryota, Viridiplantae, Streptophyta, Magnoliopsida, Fabales, Fabaceae. Bases 21 to 902 code for a protein of 293 amino acids. The transcript has 2 exons.
ACCUAUUCUCAGCUAGAAGCAUGGACAUCAGACAGAAAAGGCUUGAGGGUUUCAAAAAUGAGUCUGCGAGCACAGUUCCCCAGGUUAUGCCAGCGGCAAAUGAGACGAAUGGUUUUUCGCCCAGCAGCAGCUUCUUACCCAAAAAUGACUAUGAAGAUAUAAUAGCAUUUCUAACUGAUGACAAUGAAAAUUCUCAACAAGAACAGGCAAGGAAAAAAUCAAAGACAUUGGCAACAACAUCAGGAGACGAAGACUCUUUGUCAUACCUUUUUCAACUAGAUCAGCCUGUUUCUUUAGAAGAGAUUCUUGGACAAGGCAAAACACUGCCUUCUGAACCACACUUGGGAGGAUCAUCAUCAUCACAUUAUGUUGCACCACAAACUGUAAUCACAAACACAAGGUCAACUAUUCAACUCAACCCAAAUUCAUCUGAGAGAAUCGACAUUUCAGUUUCAACAGGGAUCAUAGUUCCUAAUGCAUCCAAUUCUACUUUCUCAUUGCCUCAAAACAAUCCAAAAUUUUGGCCCGCGGGAUCCAAUGCUUUCUAUGCUCCAGAAACUGGUACUUCAUUUGCUGAUUCUAUCUUCCCUAAAACAACAAGGUACUCAUUCACUCAGUUUGAAUCACCAAGCUUCCCAGUGCAGCCUUAUGGCUGUGCUGGUGCAAGUGCAAGUGGUCUUGUUGGAAACUAUGAAACUCAACUUCAAUCACCAAGCUUGGUUCAUCCUUAUGCUGGUCCUAGUGUUGGUAGUGGUGUUGCUGCCAAUAAUCUUGAUGGAAACUCACUCACUCAAUUUCAAUCACCAAGGUUAGUCCAUCCUUAUGCUAUAGUCAUAGUGUUGGUAGCAGUGCUGGUGCCAAUAAUGUUGAUGGAAACUCACUCCAUCAAUUUCAAGUCUUGA